This is a messenger RNA of Salarias fasciatus (jewelled blenny), 2675 nucleotides long. Its product is annotated as lysosome-associated membrane glycoprotein 1-like. The transcript is spliced from 6 exons. The record is from RefSeq and is a predicted model, not a curated record. Gene Ontology annotation, cellular component: lysosomal membrane; late endosome membrane; plasma membrane. The coding region runs from base 82 to 840 and encodes 252 amino acids. NCBI's taxonomy places the organism in Eukaryota, Metazoa, Chordata, Actinopteri, Blenniiformes, Blenniidae. Gene Ontology annotation, biological process: establishment of protein localization to organelle.
GCUAGCCGCUGCUAACUCGCUGCUCGCUGCGGCGUUUGCUGAGAUUUUUCCCCCGCACAAAACAGAACCGGGACCGCAGACAUGACUCGGCUCGCCUCUGCCCGGCCGUGGAGUCUGGGGGUGGCCCUGCCGCUCCUCUUCGCUGCUGCUCUACACCAGGGCUUUGCCACUGUUGCUCCGCCCACGACGGCCCAGACCACCGCUGCUCCGCACAAAGGACCUGAGAGACCGGAACGGGGGCAGUACCACGUCAGCGGCAGCAACGGCACCGUGUGUUUACUGGCCUACAUGGGCCUGCAGCUCAACAUCACUGUCAACCUGGGCUCACAGAACAAGAGCGUCCAGGAUGUCAUGAACAUCAACCCCAACCUGACGAAGAGCUCCGGGUCGUGCGAGCCGGACCGCGCUGUCCUGCAGCUCAACACCGACUCCGACAGGACCAACCUGUCCUUCGUCUUCGUCCUGAACACCACGUCCAACAAGUACCACCUGGGGGAGGUGUCCGUGACGGCUGCCGUGCCGGACAUGACGGAGCCCUUCUCGGCUCGUAACGUCAGCCUGGACUACCUGCACGGGAACCUGGGCCACUCCUACAUGUGCCGACAGGAGCAGCGUCUGGCCGUGACCUCCGGCUUCUCCGUCAACGCCUUCCAGAUGCAGGUCCAGCCCUUCGGGGUCGUGGAGAAUCAGUUUGGAGCAGCCGAGGAGUGCCAGCUGGACGAGGACGACAUGCUGAUCCCCAUCAUCGUGGGCGGGGCGCUGGCCGGCCUGGUGCUGGUCGUGCUGCUGGCGUACCUGAUCGGCAGGAAGAGGAGCCACGCCGGCUACCAAACCAUCUGAGGCCGCGCCGCAUCAACCACUUAGCCCCGCCCCCUCUGCCCCCGCAGCCUUCACCUCUUCGCCUCAGUGUGUGUGUGUGGUGUGUGUGUAUUCUCUGCCUUCAUCAGUAACACUAGUCAUUUCAGCCGGCACUUUCUCAGUUUGCUCAGUCAGAAACGAGGUGUGUGUGGUGUGUGUGUGUGAAGCGAGGAGGGGUCUUCUCUGGUACGGUGUACAGGAAGGGUGUUGUCAGAGGGUUGGGACAGUCCUCCACUUGUUUUCUACUAUUUAUGAUUUGUGUGACAGGAUCUGUGAGGGAUUUGAACAGGUAGCUAUUUGCUCUCUCUCCUGGUGUCUGUCCGAGGUUUAACGUCUCAAAGGGAAAAUGUCUGCCAGUUCCACGUUUGCCAACUCGGACGGAGAGAGAUUAAUGGAUGUAUGAGGAGUUCAGGGAACGUACUGAAAAUAAUAUUCACAGUUCUGCAUAGAAAAGGUCAAAUGAUGAAAUGCCAGCAGAACUGUGAGUAAUACUCCCAAGUUACUUUUUGCCAUCGCCUCUCGUCGUUAAACUUUGGACAUUGAAGAAGAAAUGAGUUACUUAUCGCCAAAAACAUGACAUGGAAGAGGAAUUUGUUGAAUGGCGAUCACCCUGGAGUCCCAAUGUGUAUUUAAAGAAGUGUGUGACUUAGCCAUGAGGGUGAACUGGACUCCUCUCAGCUGGCUGCUGGAUCCAGUGAGCAGGACCCGGUAAUCGGGUGGAUUUGUGUUCCGUGUUGAAGAGAACUGGGUCGUUUGGUGUGUGAAACAUUGAUCAGCCUCUGAUGCAGUGAGGAUCAACAAUAAUAAUAAUCUGUAGCUCGGAGCAGAAGGUGGAGUUUCCAGGGUGGGGGAGUGGAUGUUCCGGUCCACUGGGUGGCGCUGUGUCAGUCUGGGGCCCGAGUAGUGUUUUUUGGGGGGGUGCACUGAAGACAAAGCCCCCUGUGUGACGAUGGAAAGCUGUGGCUCAGCGUUCAUUAGUGCCUUCCCAGCCGUCACACGGUGUGAUUCCUGUCAGCGGUGCUCAGUGCUGCCAUGUUACUGAGCUGUGGUGUGUGUGUGUGUGUGUGUCCUGUGGCCUGUGUGUUCUGUCUCUCCUGUCCUCCUCAUGGUCCCGAUAACGACUUUCUGCAGCGGUUUUAACGGGCUGGUUUGAACUGUUUGUUUUUUUUUGUUUUGUUUUUUUUAAAAGAGGUCAAAGUGAAAGAACGACUCAGCCGGACCGUUUCUCGUCUCUCCUUCAUCCUCAGCCGUCAAACCGGUUCCGGGUCGGAUGUUUGUGUGCAGGUUCUUCACUGAAGCAGGAGAAAUCCAGACAUCGGAGGUCAGAGGUCACGUUCAGCCCAGUGGAACCGCGUUUCUGUAAAACCAAACCUCUACCGCCAUGAGUGACAGCAGCCUCAACUUAAAGCCAGCUUUAAUGAGAGCUGCUGCUGCUGCAGAGUACAGUCACAUGCCUCAUGCUUAACACAGAUCUCAUGUCUUUAUUCUGAUUAAAAAUGUCAGAAUAUUUCCUGUUAUCCCAUGAACAACAGACAUUACUUUAUUUGACUUGUUGCAUAUUUUUUUUAUUUUCCUUAGGAGUUGAAAGAAGGAACAACUGAAAUGAUGAGGCUCAGAAGUCUAAACAAUAUGAAAUAACACGAUUCAGAUGAAGUGGUUUCCAUUUAAUUUCUUCUCCACUACUGUAGUUCUAUCUUUAUAUUCUAGGAAAGGACUAUUUCCUAUUGUUUCUUUCUGGGUUGUUCACUGAUAUGUCAAAAGGAUACUGGAAAAUAAAGGCUGUAUUUUUCUCUAAUAAUAAAAAUAGGCAAAGUCUA